This is a messenger RNA of Schizosaccharomyces osmophilus, 2574 nucleotides long. Its product is annotated as mitochondrial DUF3818 and PXA domain conserved fungal protein. Gene Ontology annotation, molecular function: phosphatidylinositol binding. NCBI's taxonomy places the organism in Eukaryota, Fungi, Ascomycota, Schizosaccharomycetes, Schizosaccharomycetales, Schizosaccharomycetaceae. The record is from RefSeq and is a predicted model, not a curated record. The transcript is spliced from 5 exons. The coding region runs from base 1 to 2574 and encodes 857 amino acids.
AUGGAAACGAGCUCUACGGAUGAACAAGCUGCUUUGCAGAGACAUUACUUGAAAAAGGAACUUCUUUCUCUUUUGGUUGAGGAGGAAUUGGCAUUUAUUGGGGACUCAUCGAAUCUCGUUCAUUUGGGAACCCCUUUUAUGAAUAAGGAUGAACCUCCCAUUCCUUUUGAUGACUCCAAAAUACCUAUUUUAAGAUUUAUUUUUAAAAAAUUUGUACUUACCUUUCCUUUCCUGGACCCGGCAUGCCAAACACAACUGUGGAAUGUGAGCUUUCGUAAUUUUUUGAGCGCUAUGUACGAAAAUAGCGUUUCUGUACUGCCCGAUGACCCAGAUGCAACUUACAUGCACAAAAUGGAAAUGAAGUUCCACGGUAUGCUUACGCUUCUCAUGAGUCGAGCUAUUUCUUGUAUUCAAGGAGAGAAAAGCAUUGGUCAUGACCGGAUUGAUAUGUUGAGUAUAAAGAAACAGUUGUCGCAAACCAGUAUAGAAAACAAAAAGCAAGAUCUCUUAAUAGCUGUAGUUGCUGGUGUCCGCGAACUUUCAUAUUCAACGUAUCUGAGAAAUAAGAAAACUUAUGAAUACAUUCUUAAAGUGCAGGAUGAGGAAUCUCUUAUAUAUGUGGCACGCAGAUAUUCUGAUUUCACUAAACUGCACCAUACUUUAGUGAAAAAGUUCCCGAGUGCUAUUAUUCCGCGUCUACCAGCUAAAGAUUUACAUGACACGCAUCUUCAUGAUGGAUCAAAAUUCGCAUCUUUAGACACUACCCAAACGCCUUCUAGUAUUGGAUCUACUAAAGAAAAUUUUAGCCUGACUUUGCAACAAGAAAGAAUGAGAAUUGGAUUGAAUUAUUACGUAAACCACGUUCUCCAACAAGACGAACUUCGAAAUAGUCCCGAAGUAGACACGUUUUUUCAUUCUAAUCCUUUUACACCCAAUGAAAAUGUACAAAAAGACAUACUUCUCCGCCAAGAGCUAGAUCUUAUCCGUACCAAAGAAAGGAAGAAAUUUAUAGAAAUCGCUUCUGAGCGCGCAAAAGCCCUCGAUAAAUAUAUGGACGAAUUUAAGCGAUCACUUAUGGAAUCCGGGGGAUUAACUAGUUUAUUUACAGAGCUAAAAGAAAAGGAUAGCAUAAAAGACUUGUCUCCAACUUUACAACAAACCUUGGAAUGGGUUCGUGUAAAUUUAGCUUCUACCAUUUAUGAUGUAUUUAUAGCCAAAGAGAAGUCCAGCGUCACCUUUUCCCAGAUUAAGCGCAUGCAUUCAAUUUUUCCCUAUGGAGUAAUUAAAAAUAUCAUGCGUUUCUCAAAUCCACUUUCCGUCAUGAAACGUAUUUUAGACACCCUCUUGGCUCAACCUUUUGGAAUGAAGUCUCUCUUUCAACGUCUAUUGAGUUUGAGUCUGAACGAUAAUGUGCGUGCUAUUCACAAGUUGAUUAGCAAAUAUCAAAGUCAAGUAAACAAUGCAGAAGUUUUGCAAAAAAUUCAGCAACAAGCUGAGAAUCCCUGCAAAGAAGCUCAAGAAAUUAUACGGAGAAAUGAAAUGUCUCCUCAGGAUUAUUUGCUAUACAUUCUCGUUUCUGAUGAGGUACCUCCUAGGCUUUCUGAAGAAUCAAUCAGGCAAGUAAUUAUGGACGGAAGUGCCUGGAAAGAAGCCAUGGAUUCAGAAGUAUAUCCCGAGGAUAAGACGAUUCAUGAACGAGCCAAAAGAUUCGGAUUCACCUUAAAGUUGAUGCACCUGUAUGCCAAGCAGUUCAACAAAAAGCGUUCUAUUUCCUUGAUUUCUGAAGGCUCCACCGGAGAAAUGAUGAAAACUAUUGUAGUAAUUUUCUACAAACCUUUGAUGAAGGUGUAUAAAGCAGCAAAUGUUUAUACCUCCGUGGGUGAUUUUGAAGCUUUUAUGGAGGAUAUGCUACGACUUGUGGAAGAUACACAGGAAAAUCCAGAAGUGAAUCCGACUACACUCGUAGAACAUUACAUUGAUUUGGUCAAGAGACACGAAGACGCAUUUUAUAACUUUGUACACCGGGUAUAUCUGCAUGACAGUGGAUUGUUCAGCUCUCUUAUGGAAUGGAUCGAAAGUAUUAUUUCAUUUUUGCAUUAUGGCUCAGCGUAUCCAAUAGACAUGGAUAACAUGAUUACGGGGCUGAGUCCAGAGGAAACCGAUUUGUUAUCCCAAGAAUUGAAAGAACUUGUAGAAUGGAAUCACAGAAAAAAAAGUUUCUUGUUUCGGAAGAAUACAACAAAGUAUGCGUCUGGUGAUGAGUCUACGAUUCCGGCUGUAAAUAUGGAUGAGCUUGGACUUGAUGAGGAAAUUUUAGCUGAGCUACGAGGGGAUGGCGAUGAGGAAGAAGAGUAUAAUAACAGCGAUAUAGAGCAGAAUGAGGACAGGAUGAACGAAAGUUUUGAAUAUGAUCCCAUAAUGGAUGAACGGCAACGACAAAAACGAAAGGCAAACCGAUCGAUUGAUGGCGUUCCAGCGAAGCCGGAAUUCAAAAUCAUUUCGAAAUUACUUCCUACGUUUCGUGAUCGUAUUUAUCCCAUUCUAGCUCGUUUUGCGAAUGAAAGCUCUGCUUAA